This is a messenger RNA of Cajanus cajan (pigeon pea), 1486 nucleotides long. Its product is annotated as NHL domain-containing protein. The record is from RefSeq and is a predicted model, not a curated record. NCBI's taxonomy places the organism in Eukaryota, Viridiplantae, Streptophyta, Magnoliopsida, Fabales, Fabaceae.
AUAUUCGUGGGAGCUGCUCAGACUAGUUUGGGUCAACUUCCAAGGAAAGAUCCCAAACUUUUCCUUUCGUCUACUUCGUCCAGAAGGAACCCUUACUACCACUAUAAUACCAAACCUCUGCUUACUCUUGUAGCAAAGUGAGACUGAGGCAUGGCUUCUCUUUCCACCUUCCUCACACUCACUCUCUCCCUUCUCUCACUUCACGUUAACGCCAAAGAAGUGGUCAUCCCCGAAGACGGUUACACGGUGAGCACCAUCUUCGACGGCCACAAGCCUCACAUCUACCCCUUCAGCCUCCUCCAACGACCCUCUUCCUCCGAUCUCAUCCUUCUCGAUUUCGUCAACAGCACUUUCUACACCGCGCAAUUCCCCAUUUCCCAAGAAACCGUUUUCACCAGGUUUUCUGGAGAUGGGUCUGUCGGGUAUUUGGAUGGGGACGUGGGUUCGGCUCGGUUUGCCAAACCCAGAAGCUUUGCUUUUGAUCUCAGAGGGAAUGUGUAUGUUGCUGACAAGUCCAACCAUGCAAUAAGGAAAAUUAGCGCUAAGGGUGUGACCACAAUUGCUGGAGGACGGUUCUCAGAAAAGUCAAGCACAAAGGAUGGACCUGCCCUGAAUGCAUCGUUUUCAAAUGAUUUUGACCUGACUUUCAUUCCUGGUCUGUGUGCUUUGCUGGUGUCAGAUCACAUGCAUCAAUUGGUCCGCCAGAUUAAUUUGAAGGAGGAGGAUUGUACCCUUGGUUCUAAUUCCGGGCUAGGUGCAGUUAUGACUUGGACUCUAGCAUUAGGACUUUCAUGCUUACUGGGCUUACUAAUUGGGAUUGCAGUGCGCCCUUACAUCAUUCCUAAUAAAGGCUACAACCCUUGCCGAUUCAUCGUGACAUGGAAGCAUUGCCUAACCAGUCUGGGGAAGCUAGUGACGAUGCUCUUCUUCGGCACGAAAAGCGCAGUUGCUAGCUAUAGUUGUUCCUCUGUUUGCACAUUCCUGACGAGGCUUUGGAGAUUGUGUUUCUCUCAUCUUGUUUGCAUGUCUAGAGUUAGAAUCAACAUAGUGACUGAAAGACCACAUCUAGAAUCGGUGUCUUUGCUAGAUUUAGAUGGCUACAAUAGUGGGGAGGUAAUAAAGGCAAGUAAGUAUCAUGACCAAUUGAAGGAUUUGAUGAGUUUUGAUGAAGAUUCAACCAAGGCAACCUUCAACAAGGGGUAUGAAGGUGAUGAUGUCAUGAUAAAGGCUAACAUGGGCUUCGUAGAGCUACCUAAGGAUAACAUUUUUCAACAAGGAUCAUCUGUGUGUAAUUUGGGUAUUGUGAAGCGUAGAUGAAGUUAUUUGUAAGAACAAUACUAUUUUGCAUAUAUUUUGCUACCAACAUCCAUAUCUUUUUUUCGGCUCUUUUCAUCUAUUAGUGACCAUGUAAAGUAUGGAUCUGUACUGUUAAAAAUCAUGAACAUUUGAACUUUCUAAUGAAAACUUGCUCAAUCUGAUUGGAGAA